Messenger RNA from Vidua chalybeata, 1977 nucleotides. RefSeq names its product doublecortin like kinase 3 (gene DCLK3). NCBI's taxonomy places the organism in Eukaryota, Metazoa, Chordata, Aves, Passeriformes, Viduidae. Gene Ontology annotation, molecular function: protein kinase activity; ATP binding. The record is from RefSeq and is a predicted model, not a curated record. The coding region runs from base 16 to 1977 and encodes 653 amino acids. Gene Ontology annotation, biological process: protein phosphorylation. The transcript has 4 exons.
GAUGCAUUCAUAGCUAUGGGGAAGGAGCCCCUCACUUUGAAGGACCUGGAGGUGGUAUUACAAGAACUUUAUCCUGAAAAUCCUUAUGCUGCCACUGCUGCCAUUCAGACGAAUGAGGAGCAGUCCCAAAAACUGAAGAGCAGGCUGUAUGACAAGGCCUCGAAAGUAGACAGUGGCUUUGAUGAGACAGAAAUGACCAAGAACUGCAGCGAUGGCUUGUCUUCCCAGCUGGUAGCUGGACAUGAAGGAAAAAGUCAAGCCAAGACAAAGCAAGAGGAAAAAAUGAGAACCAAAAAAAAGUGGACUAGAGAGAGCUGGGGUGGUGAGCAUGGAGUGAAGCCUUCUAGAAAAACACGAGAAAGUGAAAGGUACCUUAACCAUGAGAGGAGUUCUGAGGAAGGCUUAGAAGAGAGUUCUGAGGAGGUGCUGAGGUGUGAGAAAUGCGAACAGGAAAGGCAAGCCAGAGAAAAGUUACGGAGAGAAAGGCAGGCUGAGGCCUCAUUUGAGAAUAGAGACUUGAACACAGGCGUGUGUCAGAGGUACCACGUAGAAAGAAAUACGAAAGUCAGGAACUGCAGAAAGUCUCCUGAAACCUGUCUGGAGGGUGAGGAAGUUGGCUGGAAAGAUAAUGGCAGUAGGAGGAUGUGGAAGCCGCUACAUAGGAUUGUUAAUGAAGGGCUGGAGAAGCAAAAAAGGAAUAUUGAGAAAGAAAGGGAUGUGGAGAAGCAUGAAAACCAUGGGAAGGAAAUAGUAAAAAUCAGGAAGAAUGCUGUAGAAGGGCUUCAGCUACCUCAUGAAGUGAAGGAAGAUAAUGGAAGUAGCUGUGUAAUGAACCAAAGUGGUUGGCUAAAGAAAGACACUCUGAGGGAUGCUGAGAAAAUGUCUAAAGCACAUAGGGAGGGCAGAGAGGGACAAAGGGCUAAAGAGGAAGCUGCCAGAAGAGAGGGGAAUGGCACAUGUAGAGAGAGUGACAUGACUCGACGAGAAAAAACAGGGGAGCGCAGAGUGAGUAAAGAAGACAACAAAACUCAGGGAUUGGAAAGCAUAAGCCGGAGGCAUGCCAUUAAAAGCAGAACUGAUGUGGAAAAACACUAUGAGAUUGGCAGAACUAUUGGAGAUGGGAACUUUGCAGUGGUGAAGGAAUGUCGCCACUGUGAUUCCAAUCAGAUCUAUGCAAUGAAAAUUGUUGAUAAAUCCAAGCUGAAGGGGAAGGAGGACAUGAUGGAAAGUGAAAUCCUCAUUAUUCGGAGUCUCUCUCAUCCCAAUAUAGUAAGCUUAAUUGAGGUGUAUGAGACAGAAGCUGAGAUUUACUUAAUCUUAGAGUAUGUCCCAGGAGGGGACUUAUUUGAUGCAAUCAUAGAAAGUGUGAAGUUCACAGAGCAUGAUGCUGCUGUCAUGAUCACUGACCUGUGUGAAGCACUGGUUUAUAUUCACAGCAAGAACAUUGUCCACAGGGACCUCAAGCCAGAGAAUCUUUUGGUUCAGCACAAUGCAGAUAAAUCUACUACACUGAAACUGGCAGAUUUUGGCCUUGCUAAGCAGGUUACAAAACCCAUAUUUACUGUCUGUGGAACACCAACAUAUGUUGCUCCUGAAAUACUUGCUGAGAAGGGCUAUGGCCUCGAAGUAGACAUGUGGGCAGCUGGCGUGAUCCUUUACAUCCUGCUCUGUGGUUUUCCCCCUUUCCGCAGUCAGGACCGCGAUCAAGAGGAGCUGUUUCAGAUCAUACAGCUGGGUCACUAUGAGUUCCUAUCCCCUUACUGGGACAAUAUUUCUGCAGCAGCAAAAGACCUCAUCACCAGGCUGUUGAUAGUGGAUCCCCAGAAGCGCUACACAGCACGUCAAGUACUUCAGCACCCCUGGAUCAGAACAGCUGGGAAAACUAACAGCAGGAAUCUGCAGAGGGAAGUGACAAUAAACAUCGAGCGCCAUUUCCGGGCCCAGCGCCGAAAGGAAGUUGUUGAUGAGGACACAUGA